AUGAUGUUCUUCUUCUUGUUUGGUCUCUCUCUGGCUGCUGUGGCUCCUUUGGACGGACAGGAGUUGAGGUUACUGCCUGGCGGCUGCCCCGUGUUCUGGUACAGCUUCAAUGGCCGCUGCUACAAAUACGUGGCCACACUGAUGACCUGGGUAGAUGCAGAGCAGCACUGCCUGUCUCAAGGAGCAAACCUGGUGUCCAUCCACAGUCUGGAAGAAGAGAACUUUGUCAAAAUGCUGAUCAGAAACUUUGACCCGGCUCAGGGACCCAAAUGGAUCGGACUCUCUGACGCUCAAAGGGACGGAGCAUAUUUCUGGACCGAUGGCUCUCCAAUCACCCAUAGUUAUUGGCAUACAGGAGAGCCAAACAAUGCAGGAGGAUCUGAAUCGUGUGUGCACACCAACUCAGGUCCAACGGGGAAAUGGAACGAUGUAGUCUGCACAGCUGAAUUUGCCUUUGUUUGCAAAGCUCGCCCAGCUUCUCAAUAG
Molecule: messenger RNA, 486 nt
Organism: Fundulus heteroclitus (mummichog)
Lineage: Eukaryota; Metazoa; Chordata; Actinopteri; Cyprinodontiformes; Fundulidae
Product: lactose-binding lectin l-2
Exons: 1
Coding region: 1-486 (161 amino acids)
Molecular function (GO): signaling receptor activity
Source: RefSeq, a predicted model, not a curated record